Molecule: messenger RNA, 1671 nt
Organism: Hibiscus syriacus
Lineage: Eukaryota; Viridiplantae; Streptophyta; Magnoliopsida; Malvales; Malvaceae
Product: zinc finger CCCH domain-containing protein 20-like
Exons: 1
Coding region: 178-1302 (374 amino acids)
Molecular function (GO): metal ion binding
Source: RefSeq, a predicted model, not a curated record
GAAAAAGAGUUUGCUCAUAGAUUUUUAGCCAACUGACCACAGCAAACCGAACCACAGUUAAAAUUUCCAUACUUCACACUGCCCACUGCCAGUUUCUGCUAAUUAUAAAACAACCAAACCUUGCUGGUGUUUCUGCCUACUAAUCUCUCAAACCCUAAACACCAACAAAACAGAAUCAUGCUCGGAGAAACUCGUCGUCACAAUCCUACGGUCCACCUUCCACCUUGGCCUGACCUUGAUGAUUAUCAAACGGCUGAUGUUCACUCUCCUCUGAAGUACAAUGCGUCCUGCCACCACUUCAACGUUCACAGUAAUCCGUUUUACUCGCAAGAAGCGCUUCGAGCGUUAGAACGUUACGUACCACCAAACGAACCGGAUGCCGAGUCGGAUUCUGAGCUUUUGGGACUGCGGAGUGGCCCGGAUUCUCCGGUUGACGCUUGUUCUAGUGAUCAUUUCCGGAUGUUUGAGUUCAAAGUAUUAAGGUGUUCACGUGGCCGAGCACACGACUGGACCGAGUGUCCGUACGCUCACCCGGGCGAGAAAGCUCGUCGGAGGGAUCCGAGGAGGUACAAUUACUCGGGUACGGUUUGUCCUGGGUUUAGGAAUGGAAGCUGUCGCAAAGGAGAUGCUUGCGAGUUCGCUCAUGGGGUUUUCGAGUGCUGGCUCCACCCGGCUCGUUACCGAACACAGCCAUGCAAAGACGGGACGGGUUGUAGGCGUAGGGUUUGUUUCUUUGCUCAUACUCCGGACCAGCUACGGGUCGUCAACUCCGUCGAUUCGUAUGACGGUUCACCUUCUAGUGCUAAAACGACUUGUUUUUGGUCUUCCCCUGGUUCCGGUUCACCUCCGAUGAGUCCCCGAGCCGAGCCUUCGUCCCCUUUUUCGACUAUGGCUCAGUCACUGAGUCGGUCUCUGGGUUCAGCUUCUAUUAAUGAGAUGGUCGCUUCUAUGAGGAACUUGCAUCUUGGAAAGGUCAAGUCCUUGCCUUCUAAUUCCUCGAACGUACAAGUAGGCUGUUGCUCUCCAGCGUUCGGGUCUCCGAGAGGAGCAGCGAUCCGACCCAGUUUCUGUAGCCUGCCUUGUACUCCGACCCAAAAGUUGACCCGUCAUGGGGUUAGGUACUUGGAUUUGUGGGAUAAAGCGUGCGAAGAAGAGCCACAUAUGGAAAGAGUUGAAUCCGGUAGGGAUUUACGUGCAAAUAUGUUUGAGAAACUGAGUAAAGAGAACCGGCGGGAAAGCCUCAACCCGAGUCAGUCUUCUGGAGGUCCGAACGUGGAUUGGGUUUCGGACCUGGUGAAUUAAAAAAAAAAAAAGAACUGGAAGCGUGAGCUAGCUCGAUCGAAGUUGAGUUAUAUUUUACUUUAUUAUCUGUGAUUUAUUUGAAUCUUUUUUGAGUUCUCUCCUCAGUGUGUAUAGCAUAUGAAGAAGAAGACGAUGAUGAUAAUAAAGAAAAUCCGAGAUAUAUUUUGCGGUACUAUUUGCCGCAACGAAGUUGAAGAUUUUGUACAAAAAAUCAAGUACUAUUUUCUACAAGCGAAGUGGGGUGGUGGGUUUCGUGAAGGUGGAAGCAAACAAUUGAUAAUCGCUAUCUCUAUUUUAAUGGUUAAGUUUGUUCUUUAAUAAAAUGUAAUUAAUUAUGAUUGUCCAGGUAUUGUGUAAGCUUUGUUUUGC